AUGUAUGGCGUUGAGAUUUCUUAUCAACAGGCAUGGCGCGCAAAAGAGCGUGCACUAGAACUGAUAAGAGGUAAACCUGCUGAUGGCUACAGAAACAUGCCAAGAUACAUAUAUAUGCUGGAAACUGUGUAUCCAAAUUCAUAUAUAAGGACGCGUAAGUCUGAAUACAACGAAUUUAUGUAUCUUUUCAUAUCAUUAAGGCCAACGAUGAGAGGAUUUGAGUUCUGUAGGCCAGUUGUUGUUGUUGUUGAUGCUUCACAUCUUAGUGGAGAUUAUCGAGGUACAUUUGUGUCUGCUAGUACACUUGAUGGAGCAGGUUGCAUAUUGCCUUUGACAUACAUAGUUGUUGCCACAGAAAAUGAUUGUUCAUGGACAUGGUUCUUUCAACAAUUUAAGAAUGCAUUUGGUGAGAGGGAAAAAAUGUGUAUUGUAUCUGACAGAAAUGAAAGCAUAAAGAAAGGUGUGAGUAUUGUUUAUCCAACUAUUCCUCAUUUUGCAUGCAUAUGGCACCUCUGGAAAAAUGUGUGUUCAAACUUUAGGAGAAGCAGGACCAUUCUAAGUGAUCUGUUUUAUUCAAUGGCUAAGGCUUAUAGAAAGAAUGAUUUUGAAAAAUUGAUGGCUAAAUUGGAUAAAAUUGAUGGAAGAGUAAAAAAGUAUCUUCAAGAUGCUGGGUAUGAAAGAUGGGCUAGGUCUCAUGCAACAGUGAACCGUGGGAGAAUGAUGACUUCAAAUAUAGCUGAAUGUAUCAAUGGUUGCCUUGUUGAUGCACGACAACUACGUAUUAUAGAUUUUUUGGAGGAAGUUAGAAUUCUAUUUGGUUCUUGGAAUUGCAAAAAUAGAGAAAUAACUUCUUAUACAAAAGAAACAUUGGGCAGAAGAUUUGAAGAUAUAUUGGUUUUAAACGCAUCAAAAAGUUCAAAAAUGAAGGUUGUUGCAUCUUCUGAGUUUUUUUUUCAGUGUAUGAAGGUGGGAUUAUAUACAUUGUUUGUCUUGAGAGGAAAACUUGUUCAUGUGGGAGAUUUCAACAUGACGAGAUACCUUGUCCACAUGCAAUAG
Solanum lycopersicum (tomato) is the source of this 1056-nucleotide messenger RNA. RefSeq lists its product as uncharacterized. The record is from RefSeq and is a predicted model, not a curated record. Lineage: Eukaryota; Viridiplantae; Streptophyta; Magnoliopsida; Solanales; Solanaceae.